Saccharomyces mikatae IFO 1815 is the source of this 219-nucleotide messenger RNA. RefSeq lists its product as uncharacterized. Bases 1 to 219 code for a protein of 72 amino acids. Lineage: Eukaryota; Fungi; Ascomycota; Saccharomycetes; Saccharomycetales; Saccharomycetaceae. The transcript has a single exon. The record is from RefSeq and is a predicted model, not a curated record.
AUGCCCGGAACGUCCAACUCCCAGGUAUAUUGCCCAGAUUGUAAUGAAAAACUUCAAAAGUGUUUGAUACAACAAAAUUAUGCCAUUAUCAUAUGUCCCAGCCUAACUUGUGGCUAUCCAUUCAAUCAAAGAGACAUACUCGACAAUCUAACGUACGUAGACGAUAAUGACGUUUUAAAAGUGGCAAAGAAAAGAUUAUCUACGCGAAGCAAACCAUAA